Molecule: messenger RNA, 2837 nt
Organism: Branchiostoma floridae (Florida lancelet)
Lineage: Eukaryota; Metazoa; Chordata; Leptocardii; Amphioxiformes; Branchiostomatidae
Exons: 32
Coding region: 78-2786 (902 amino acids)
Source: RefSeq, a predicted model, not a curated record
CAGGUCUUUCCAGUCCCCUCCUCACGCCUCUCCACCGGGCACACACACCGCAUUUCUGGUAGGAACACGGUCCGAAGAUGUGGGCAUCAGGACUGCUGUUUCUGACUGCUGCAGCCUUGGUUGUUAGUGCCGCUCCUGUCGCGAACAAUUAUAACGACAACACCGAUGAAGUGUUGGACGGAUAUAUCCAGCGGCUGACGGAGCUUCGGAGUCGGCUUGGCGAGCUGGCAGAUGAGGAACCAGCCAAGAGGAGAACUGAUGAUAUGACACCUGCACUAGAACUGCGCCAAAUCGGCGCGGGGAACUGUAACCCUAGCCCCUGUCUGCAGGGUGGCUCGUGUCAGGACCUGGGUUACACCUACAAGUGCAGCUGUCCCAAGGGCUGCAGUGGGCGGCGCUGUGAACUGGGCAAGCCUGAACGACGUGGUGUUUACAUCUCCAUCGGCGGUGGAAAGAGCAACGGCGGGUCCUCUGGAAAGGGAGCGAUCAAUGUCAUCAACAAUCAGAUCUCCGUGUAUGCUGGUGAUGACAAACCCUGCUGUUCCAAACCUCCAUGCGCGUGCCAGGCCAGCCGACCUGCCCCUGUACCCGUUCCGGUACCGGUUCCAGUUCCCGUGGAGUUACCGGUAGAAGUACCUGCUGAGAUUCCUGAGGCACCACCAGUCGUAGCGACAACACAAGUACCGGUUCCAGUAGUUGUUACUACACCCGCCCCAAUGGUAGAAACUCCAGCGCCUGUAGUUGUGACAACACCCGCCCCAAUGGUAGAAACUCCAGCGCCUGUAGUUGUUACUACACCCGCCCCAAUGGUAGAAACUCCAGCGCCUGUAGUCGUAACAACGCCCGUCCCAAAGGUAGAAACUCCAGCGCCUGUAGUUGUGACAACGCCCGUCCCAAAGGAGGAAACUCCAGCGCCUGUAGUUGUGACAACACCUCAACCAAUAAAAGUUACAACGAAGCUUCCGACUCAGAAACCGGAAACUCCAGCUCUGACUGAGAAACCGGAAGCUCCAGCACCGGUUGAAAAAGUGGAAGCAGAAUCACAGCAAAGUUCCAGUGUCAGCAAGGUGGAGUCACAACAGAUCCAGAUAGACUGUGCCAACUGGAAGACCUGGUACAGCAACAUUAAGGAGAAAGUUGGAGAGGCUCAGUUUACAGGCAUCAUGAACACAUGCAAACCCGUUGUCUGUCAGGACGCUGCUUUCAAGGAGACCUACGCAGACAUGUUUGGAACAAUCGGCUGUGCGGCAUAUCUACUGUCCAUCCAAAGCAAGGUGCAGUCGCAGACACAGCAGAUCCAGCUGGACUGCUCCAAAUGGCAGACCUGGUACGAAGAUAUGAAGAAGAAACUUCCAGCUGCCCAGUUCCAGAGCAUCAUGAACAGCUGCAAACCCAACGCUUGUCAAGAUGCUGCCUUUAAAGAGACAUACCCAGACAUGUUCAAGGCCGUGGAUUGUGCGGCCUACUUACUGACUAUCCAAAGCAAGGUCCAGUCACAGACACAGCAGGUUCAGCUAGACUGCGGCAAAUGGCAGACCUGGUACGAAGAUAUGAAGAAGAAACUCCCAGCUGCUCAAUUCCAGAACAUCAUGAAUGCUUGCAAGGCCAACACUUGUCAAGAUGCCGCCUUCAAGGAGACCUACCCAGAUAUGUUUAAGGCCGUGGGUUGUGCAGCUUAUUUACUGACUAUCCAAAGCAAGGUCCAGUCCCAGACACAGCAGGUUCAGCUAGACUGCGGCAAAUGGCAGACCUGGUACGGAGAUAUGAAGAAAAAGCUACCAGCAGCUCAGUUCCAGAGUAUCAUGAAUAGCUGUAAACCCAACACUUGUCAAGACGCUGCUUUCAAGGAGACCUACCCAGACAUGUUUAAGGCUGUGGGUUGUGCAGCGUACUUACUGACUAUUCAAAGCAAGGUUCAGUCACAGACACAGCAGGUUCAGCUAGACUGCGGCAAAUGGCAGACCUGGUACGAAGAUAUGAAGAAGAAACUCCCUGCAGCUCAGUUCCAGAGUAUCAUGAACUCCUGCAAACCCAACACUUGUCAAGAUGCUGCCUUCAAGAAGACCUACCCAGACAUGUUUAAGACUGUGGGUUGUGCAGCGUACUUACUGACUAUCCAAAGCAAGGUUCAGUCACAGACACAGCAGGUUCAGCUAGACUGCGCCAAAUGGCAGACCUGGUACGAAGAUAUGAAGAAGAAACUCCCAGCAGCUCAGUUCCAGAGCAUCAUGAACUCCUGCAAACCCAACACUUGUCAAGACGCUGCCUUUAAGAAGACCUACCCAGACAUGUUUAAGACUGUGGGUUGUGCAGCGUACUUACUGACUAUCCAAAGCAAGGUUCAGUCACAGACACAGCAGGUUCAGCUAGACUGCGGCAAAUGGCAGACCUGGUACGAAGAUAUGAAGAAGAAACUCCCAGCAGCUCAGUUCCAGAACAUCAUGAACAGCUGUAAACCGUAUACAUGCCGCGACAACGCCUUCAAGAAGACUUACCCAGACAUGUUUGGAACACUCGGAUGUGCGGCUUACCUACUAUCGAUUUCUAGCCAGACUAAGGUGUCAUCUUCGUCAAAGACUCUUGAUUGCGGCGCCUGGUCGACUUGGAUGAAGACUAUGAAGAGCCAUCCGCAGUUUGGCAUGAUUAUGAAGACUUGUGCACGACAAAUAUGUACGGAUGCGGCGUUCAAGUCAGGAAAGCCCGAACUCUUCUCAACGUACUGCAAAGGAAUCUCUAGUAAGACGGUGACCAAGACCAAAUCCAGCUCAAAGAGUAAGUUAAUCUAGAUGUAGUCAAAUAUAAUUGGAUAUUCUUCAAUCACUUCAAUCAUCGCAGUC